Molecule: messenger RNA, 3517 nt
Organism: Panthera uncia (snow leopard)
Lineage: Eukaryota; Metazoa; Chordata; Mammalia; Carnivora; Felidae
Gene: SCMH1
Product: Scm polycomb group protein homolog 1
Exons: 17
Coding region: 368-2464 (698 amino acids)
Biological process (GO): regulation of DNA-templated transcription
Cellular component (GO): nucleus
Molecular function (GO): protein binding
Source: RefSeq, a predicted model, not a curated record
CUAGAUUUCUCCAUCUCACUAAGGAGGAACGGUUUCCUAUUUGAUAUAGCUGAUGGUACCAUGCAAAAAUCAGAUCUUCGGAAAGAUGAGGAAACAAAAGUACAGGGGGUUAAGUUACUUGGCCAAUGUUAUACAGCUAGUAAGUGAUAGAACCGAAUCUGAAUCCAGGCAAGAUUGCUGCAGAAUCUUCAAAACAGAAGAGAGACAUCUAGGGAUAUUUGGUAAAAAAUACCCUUGAGCUUGCAAUAAGAUGGAGAAAUUAACAUACAGAGAAACUGACUUGUCAGAGGUCAGAGUAAGGUAUUGGUGGAUCCAGGGAUAAAUCCCAAACUUCUUAACUCCUUGACCAGUUUUAAGUCCAUUGACUAUGCAGCCUAGUGUGAUAGACUGGAAUGAUGUUAGGAAACACAAGUAUGGUCACCUUUCCGAGUCUGCAUCCCAAUAUCAAGAAGCUACUGACAUCCUGGAACUAGGUCAUUUUACCUGGGACAAAUACCUAAAAGAAACAUGUUCAGUCCCAGCGCCUGUCCAUUGCUUCAAGCAGUCCUACACACCUCCAAGCAACGAGUUCAAGAUCAGCAUGAAAUUGGAAGCGCAGGACCCCAGGAAUACCACAUCCACGUGUAUUGCGACAGUAGUUGGACUGACAGGUGCCCGGCUCCGCCUUCGCCUUGAUGGCAGUGACAACAAGAAUGACUUCUGGCGGCUGGUUGACUCAUCUGAAAUCCAGCCUAUUGGGAACUGUGAGAAGAAUGGGGGUAUGCUGCAGCCCCCUCUGGGAUUUCGGCUGAAUGCCUCCUCUUGGCCCAUGUUCCUUUUGAAGACACUAAAUGGAGCAGAGAUGGCUCCCAUCAGGAUUUUCCACAAGGAACCACCCUCGCCUUCCCACAACUUCUUCAAAAUGGGAAUGAAGCUAGAAGCUGUGGACAGGAAGAACCCUCAUUUCAUUUGCCCAGCCACUAUUGGGGAGGUGCGGGGCUCAGAGGUGCUGGUCACUUUUGAUGGGUGGCGAGGGGCCUUUGACUACUGGUGCCGCUUCGACUCCCGGGACAUCUUCCCUGUGGGCUGGUGUUCCCUGACUGGAGACAACCUACAGCCACCUGGCACUAAAGUUGUGAUUCCAAAGAAUCCCUAUCCUGCAUCUGAUGUGAACACUGAGAAGCCCAGCAUCCACAGCAGCACCAAAACUAUCUUGGACCAUCAACCAGGGCAGAGGGGGCGUAAACCAGGAAAGAAGCGGGGCCGGACACCCAAGCCCCUAAUUCCCCACCCCAUCUCUACCCCAUCCAAGUCAGCUGAACCUUUGAAAUUCCCAAAGAAGAGGGGUCCCAAACCUGGCAGUAAGAGGAAACCUCGGACUUUGCUGAACCCACCACCCACCUCACCAACAACCAGCACCCCUGAACCGGACACCAGCACUGUACCCCAAGAUGCUGCCACCAUCCCCAGCUCAGCCAUGCAGGCCCCCACAGUUUGUAUUUACUUGAACAAGAAUGGCAGCACAGGCCCCCACUUAGAUAAGAAGAAGGUCCAGCUGCUUCCUGACCAUUUUGGGCCAGCCCGCGCCUCCGUGGUGUUGCAGCAGGCUGUCCAGGCUUGCAUCGACUGUGCUUAUCAUCAGAAAACCGUCUUCAGCUUCCUCAAACAGGGCCAUGGUGGUGAAGUGAUCUCAGCCGUGUUUGACCGCGAACAGCACACCCUCAACCUCCCGGCAGUCAACAGCAUCACCUACGUCCUCCGCUUCCUGGAGAAGCUCUGCCACAACCUUCGCAGUGACAAUCUGUUUGGCAGCCAACCCUUUACACAGACUCACUUGCCUCUCACCACCACCGAGUACAGCCACAGCCACAGCCACAGCCACGACAGGUACCUACCAGGUGAAAGCUUUGUCCUGGGGAAUAGUCUGACCCGGUCCUUGGAACCACACUCAGACUCCAUGGACUCCGCCUUGACUCCCACCAACCUUGUCAGCAGCUCCCAAAACCUUCGAACCCACGGGUACCGGCCUCUGCUUCCAUCUUGUGGCCUCCCACUGAGUCCUGCCUCGGCUGUGCGCAGGCUGUGCUCCAGGGGUGGGUUUCAGCUCGCCUCUCAGCUGUGUGACAGGCAUCUCCUGAGUGGUGAGGAUACAGACGUGAACAAGGCAAGGUCCCUGCCUCAAGACAGCCUGGUGGGGGAGCCAGAAAAAUACACAAGGUCGGACCGAUACCUGGAAAGCCGGGAUGCCUCUCGACUGAGUGGCCGGGACCCCUCCUCGUGGACAGUAGAGGACGUGAUGCAGUUUGUCCGGGAAGCUGAUCCCCAGCUUGGACCCCACGCUGACCUCUUUCGCAAACACGAGAUCGAUGGCAAGGCCCUGCUUCUGCUGCGCAGCGACAUGAUGAUGAAGUACAUGGGGCUGAAGCUGGGGCCCGCGCUCAAGCUCUCCUUCCACAUUGACCGGCUGAAGCAGGGCAAGUUCUGAACCGGGAGACACCGCCCAGACAACUGCGGGGUCCUCCGGAAGGGGUCGACAUUCUUCUCCCCGGAAGGAGGGCCAACAGUCUGCUCCGGGCGCCUCAGUGGGGCUCAGGGCCGCCUCAGGACUCCAGGAGGCUGUGUGGAGCCACCACUGCUCCCCCUCCUGCCAUGAUACGUCCUUCCAUGAAGGACUGAGGAGGGGGGAGUGUGGGGCCCAGGGCUGGCGCUGCUCUUGCCCUCAGCCCUGCCUCGGCUCUGAGGCCCCUCUGUAUUUAUUUCUCAAGCCCGCUGGCCUUUCAGCGGGCGUUUAGACUGAACACCUUCCGGGUGAUGGAGGAAGGGGCUGACCUCUGAGGCCCCAGAAGACGGGGCCCUGAAUUGACACUCGUGCCCAGUUCCCCUGCCACCUGCCGGGCCUGGUGUGGCACCCCACUGCCCCACAGCUCCCGCCACCUCCUCACAAGAGCUCCAGACUCCAAACUCAUGGUGCAAACCUCUACCUUUUUUAAAAAAAGAUCUUUUCUUAUUGUUAAUUUAUUGUUUCUGGCACUCGGGCAAGCCCUCCGGUUCAUACUCCUCCCGCUCCAGACACCUGGUUUCAGGAGGUGGGAGACUGCCCCGCCCCGGUCCCAGAGAGGCAUGGGCUCUUUCUCAGACCACAUCACCCUAGAGCGCUUGCUCUGUGGGGUGGACAGAUCCCUCAGGCCUUGACCGUGUACCCCUCAGCUUGGGGAGAAGAGAGUGUCUGCCACCUUCCCCUCCGCCUCCAGGGGCCCUCUGCAGCCCCAGGCCUCGUCUGUGGGAAUGGGAGUCCCCCGCCCACACCCUCCCCCACACAGCUCCCUGCCCUGGCCAGAACUGCUGCCGAAGAAGGUCAGGCCCCCGGAUUUUAGGCCACAAAGCCCGUAAGGCAGAUGGGAGGGAAGGGUCUCCCGGCUGGAGUCUGGUUGUCCCCUCUCCAUUAUCCAGAUGCUUCCUUUGUGAGCAGGUCAGCUGCGCCCGCUGCCAUCUGGACUUCUUUUAUGUCAAUUUGUUUAUAAAUAAAAACCAAUAUAGA